CACAGAGCAACGUCUGGAAAAGAUGUAGUGUUUUUUUUGUUGCAUAUGGUUUGCGCAGAGGCACAGCUGUGUAGUGGGGAGGUUGUACGGUUAAAACGAAAUUGGUCGUCCUUGCUUCAUGUCGUAGCUUUAGAACCACUUAUCCGAAACCCUUCACAGUUGACACUGCACUUCCUUGGAUCCUCAGAAAUACACACAUGAAGUUUGAAGUCGAUCGGCUGAGUGGUUGUCAAGAAAAUCAAAGGAUGGACGGAGGGACAGACAGAGAUUUUUCCAUUUAUUAGUGGGAUUGCAUUGUUUGAGGUGUUGGUUGGUACAGAUUAGUAACAAGAAAGCAGUGGUAGCAACCACUUUCUGGAUGUGAAAAAUAGAUUUCUCACCUUAUCUCCUGAGUUUAUUACAUGUACAGAGAGACAGAUGUGCCGACAUCUGGGGGAGGUUGCACCUCAUCAGGCAGCGUGGUUUUCCUGACCACUGUACUCAUCAUCAGAUGGCUGAGCGGGAAGGCAUCUCACUGCUACAGUUAGGGCUUAAUGGUCAUUGGUGGAUAAGGAAGUACACUAUAAACCCAAAUACCAGAAGGAGGGACCCAGCAGUGUGAAUACCACUCACCUGGCCUGCAGGCAUCUACACAUUCCGCUUGCUGUGUGCUGAGUGAUCAACAGGACCAACAGACAUGGGGAAGCAGAACAGCAAGCUCCGUCCUGAGGUGAUGCAAGACCUGCUUGAGAGCACCGACUUCACCGAACAUGAGAUCCAGGAGUGGUACAAGGGCUUCCUGAGGGACUGCCCCAGUGGGAACCUUUCCAUGGAGGAGUUCAAGAAGAUCUACGGCAACUUCUUUCCCUAUGGAGAUGCUUCAAAGUUCGCUGAGCAUGUCUUUCGCACAUUUGAUGCUAAUGGCGAUGGGACAAUAGACUUCCGGGAGUUUAUCAUCGCACUAAGUGUGACGUCACGUGGCAAGCUGGAACAGAAGCUGAAAUGGGCAUUCAGUAUGUAUGACCUGGAUGGGAAUGGGUACAUCAGUAAAGCUGAGAUGCUGGAGAUUGUACAGGCAAUCUAUAAGAUGGUGUCCUCGGUGAUGAAGAUGCCCGAGGACGAGUCAACACCUGAGAAGAGGACAGAGAAGAUCUUCAGGCAGAUGGACACCAACAGGGAUGGCAAGCUGUCUCUGGAGGAGUUCAUCAAAGGCGCUAAGAGCGACCCCUCCAUCGUCCGCCUGUUGCAGUGCGACCCCAGCAGUGCUGGACAGUUCUAAACCUGAGGCAUCAACGUAACCUGGCUCGUUUGGGUGACUCGAAAUGCCCUUAACUCUCCACUACGGAGCAGAAUGAUGAUGAAGGAUGACAAGCUGAUGACGACGAAGAAGACAGGCCUUCAAUUUGCACUGAGGACUUCAAAGAUGGGCACAGGAGCCGCACUCUCAGAUUUCCACCUUGAGUCGUUCAUCCAAACCCUCCAAACCCCAACAAUGACUGAACCUGAAGACUUUCCUAGACCCUCCUCAGGUUAUCUAACCCCCACUGAUUGUAAUUGACCAGGACCCCUCAGUUCUCCUAUAGGCAUGUCAGAGUAUAAAGGUCUACAGUAGGAUGUAUAUAAACAGUAUAAACUGGAGUCUCUGUAUCAGUGUCUUUGCUUGGCUCUCUGUGCCCUCUGAGGCUCUAGCCGGGGCGACACAGAGCCUCUAUCACUCCAAUGUGUAUCAUAGACAGAGUGUGUGCAUGAGACGACAAGCGAGAGAUAACAGUGUUGAAUAACAGGACAUACUGUAGGUGAGCGAAUUUAAUCUACAGAGAGGACUUGUGAAGUUUGACCUUCACUCAGAAUGAGUAGAGCUUUUAAUUUCCUCUUUUCUACUGUGAGAAUGUGUACGCAUGUUAAUGUGUUUUGCAAACUUGAUAGACUUUGUUUCCUAUUUUGUGCUGGGACAACAAAAAGAUGUAAAAUUAUGCUACUAUGCAUAUGCACCCUAAUCAGUAGUUAGAUUUUGUGAAGUGUCACUUACGAAAUGAAGAGUGAAACGCAUCCCUUUAGUCAUCAUCUGUUCCGGUGGUUUUUCAUACCCGUAAGAAUUUACAGAGAAUUUUAGAGUUGCAGACUUACCGCGCUCUAUUCUUAAGGUGAAAUAGAAAACUAGUCUUUAAAGUAUUUGAGUAGUGUAGAUAUUGUGCAACUACAUUUGUAAAGCAAAGUCACAUAGUCCAGAAUGCUCAGUUCAUAACAAAUGUUGUGAAAUAAUAAUAAAAAAGGAUGUUUGUGUAUUUAAGCUGUUGCAGGAGAUCGAGCAUGCAAACCAGUCUCUUUUUUUUACACGUACUGUGUGAAGAACAAAGGACAAACUUCUUCACCCUCACUUUCAGACGUCUUGAAAUGCUGCAUGUUGACUCAGUCGUUGAACAGUUGGGUACAGCGGUGUGUAGACUAAAUAACACAAAUGCAUGUGACGUGAGCGCAUGUAUGUGUUUUUAAUGUAUGUUUAUGACUAUCAGUGGAUAAGCGGCCAGUCGCCCAUCCAGCUCUCUGCUCACUUCUGUAUGUUAGCACUGCCACCAUUACUACCAGCGGUAGUCUGUGUCAUUGACAGCAUGCGGACUGCGAAAGCUGACACAUCUAAUGGUUCAUAUGAGUAACUUCAUGGAGGGAAACAAACAACCUGUGCACACAAAGGCGCACGCGGUUUAAUAGGGAUGCUUCAUAGUCAGAGCUGAAAGAUGUCCUCUGUUUCAGUUGAGCUCAAUAAUGAAAUCACCAUCCAGCUGUAUGGGUAACAGGGCCAAACACACACAGGGUGGACCCAACCCGUUAGCACGAGUCCCAGUUCGGGGUAUGCUUUCAACUAAAUGGCAUGUACAGGAUUUAUAGUAUUACAUAAAAUCAAUGACAUGGUCUUGGUGUCCCGCUACAGACGCUCCCAUUAAAUCGAUUAGCAUUUAUUUUGGUCUCGUCUCCUCUCCCUCCUCCUUUCUCUGCUCAGCUGCGACAGAAAACGCCAAAGCCGAGCCGGGCUGGAGGGAGGCCCUGAACCGAGCCCCGCUCCCGGGGCUGAGCAAAGCCCUUUCAGUUACUGCAUUGUUUCCCAAUCCGAAAAGCUUUGAAUGUUUUAUGAAAUAACCGCGGUUUUUUGUAAAGAAAAAAGAAAUGCAGACAAACAAACCAAGAGUCACAACUACUGCAAUGAUACUGUCACAAUGUUUUGCUUUUAUUGUAU
Xiphias gladius (swordfish) is the source of this 3211-nucleotide messenger RNA. Its product is annotated as neurocalcin-delta A. The transcript has 7 exons. The coding region runs from base 677 to 1258 and encodes 193 amino acids. Gene Ontology annotation, molecular function: actin binding; tubulin binding; calcium ion binding. Gene Ontology annotation, cellular component: cytosol. Gene Ontology annotation, biological process: calcium-mediated signaling. The record is from RefSeq and is a predicted model, not a curated record. Lineage: Eukaryota; Metazoa; Chordata; Actinopteri; Istiophoriformes; Xiphiidae.